Messenger RNA from Exophiala oligosperma, 2446 nucleotides. RefSeq lists its product as uncharacterized. The coding region runs from base 869 to 2446 and encodes 525 amino acids. Gene Ontology annotation, molecular function: transmembrane transporter activity. The transcript is spliced from 8 exons. Gene Ontology annotation, biological process: transmembrane transport. Lineage: Eukaryota; Fungi; Ascomycota; Eurotiomycetes; Chaetothyriales; Herpotrichiellaceae. The record is from RefSeq and is a predicted model, not a curated record.
CUGAAUUUCAUAAUGGACCGCCCUACUUACGGUCUAGCCUCAUCCUCCGCUUGAAAUGGAUUGAAACCCCUCAGGUGAAGGGAGAAAUAUGGCAGCUUGCGAGAAUUACCCAGACUUAUUCAAGAAGCAUCUUGACAGGAAGUGUUGUUCGUCGUUGAGACAGUCCAUUGCUGAACGUCAUGUCAGUGCGCCUGCAUACUUCCGGGGCACACUAUAACUAGUGGGAUUGCCACGCGAGAUACGGCACUACCAGGCGGAGAAAGUCCGGAUUAAGAAGAGAAAAAAAGGAGAGCCGGCCAGGUCAUCACCAUGAUAUCCAGCAUGUUGGGACCUGUGAUGAGAAAGUUAUGCCUAGGUUGGGGAUUCCACUUAUACAAAACUGAUAGGGUCCUGCUUCGGGAACCCGUCCGGGGGUUUCCCCAUGGUGCAUUUUUUGGGGUACCCGACGAACUUCUCUCCCCUUGUAAGUUACCGGAGAGCAAAGGCUCGUCCGAGCGCCUCUGCCAACAGACAGAAAGUCUCGGCUUUCCGUUAUUUCCCCGCACUCCCCAGUCUCUCUACAACACAAGAGAUGCCGACUUCUAAUGCCAAGGUCGAAUAAUAAGCCCAAAGUCCCUCAGAAACUUAUCGACUCGCGAUCCUUUGUUCACCCCAGAUGUGUCUCUCCGCCAAAACUAUGUUCCACUUAAAAACACGUCGGACGGGGAACGUGGAGCUGGCCAGGGGGGCCGAAUUAUACACGAACUACACCCGGGCGCUAAAGCACGGUUGAGAUAGAAAAACCAGGUCAGAGCUAAUCAACUGCAACGGAGUAUGAUCUCAAGUCCGGAAAGCAAGUUCCAGUCAAUGCAGCGAAGAGCGACCACGGAUGGAUUCUCAUCAUGCAGAAGACGACAUUGUCGGCUACACAGCGCCAGGUGUCGCGCCAGAGCCACAAUCAACCAACGACGAGAAGACGGCAGUUUCAAUCAAAGGACAACACCUAGAGGAAGCUCCCAUUUCGCAGAACAACCUCGUAUAUGAUGAUGAUUUUGAGGAGCCAGAGAUUCAUCUUGUUGCUCUUCAAGGCCCUCCUGCAGUUCUCUCUUACAUCGGCACUGAUCUCAAUGGUACAAAAACACAGACCUGGGUGCCAAACGCACUUACUCUGAUGCAAGCUGUACUGGGGCCCGUUUUCGCCUCAGCUUUGGAUACAUUCCAAGCGCGAAAAACACUUCUCGUUGGCUCUUGCAUCGUUUCAUUCAUCGGCUCUGUAAUCGCACCAGGUUCUGGCAACAUAUACAGACUCAUCGUUGCACAAAUUCUGAUCGGAGUGGGGCUUCGGAGCAUCCGUGCCCCUUGGAUAUUGUGCUUUUACGAAGUCCAACAUGGCAGAUGGCUGGCACCGCCCAAGAGACAGACGAGGCUUGACCAUUUGUCCUUCUGGCAGAAGCUCCGCCACCUCGAUCUGCCAGGUUUUGCACUACUUACCAGCGGGUUAACUGUGUUCCUGGUAGGGGCAAAUCUAGGUGGCGGUUUGUACACCUGGAGAAACGUUCAUACCUUGGCGACUUUGAUCAUCGGUAUUGUCGUCCUCAUUGCGUUCGGCAUCUAUGAAUGGAAAGGUACCAGGACCGGUAUUCUACACCAUGAUUUGUUUCGAGGCGGAAAAGCAAGAGGCCGAUCGUUUGGAAUUUUGGUGGCCCUUAUAUUCAUCGAAGGUAUCUUGCUCUUCGCCUUCAUCAUCUUUUACCCAGUCAUGAGCUCUUCACUCUUUGAAACUGACCCAUUCAUUGUGGUUGCCCGUGCGAUGCCAUAUUGGGUCGCCGGUCUUUUCGCAACCGUAGUGUGGGGAUACACAAGUACCAGAUUGCAAAUGGUUCGCGAACCACUGUUCCUCGGCUUUUUACUGUACACCGCUGGUGCAGUCGGCCUUGCUACCGUCCAACCGAAUCAAUCAACCAAUCAACUUGUUAUGGCUCUCCGCUCAUUCUUAUUGUCGCCGGCGUUCAGUUGUCUACUCCACGGACUGAUUGCCACGGCUGUCACCACCUCAUCUAGAGCAAUUGCUGCAGCAAUAUUUACUGCCAUUUACGCAGCAGCCUUCGACGCCGGCAUUGCAAAAAAGCUUCCUGGGUACGUCGCAAAGGCAGCUGGCGUGGCGGGCCUUCCCGCCUCGUCCAUUCCAGCUUUUGUUGAAGCGCUUGCAUCUAGUGAGACAGGGAAACUUGCCAACAUUCCUGGAGUCUCCCCGGCAAUAAUUGCGCAAGGGGUUGCGGCGCUGAAGCACGCUUUCGCGGACUCAUUGUGGAUUGUAUACAUUAUUGCAACGCCCUCUGGUGCUUUGGCUUGUACUGGCUGUCUAUUCUUGGGUGACAUGCGCAAGACAAUGAAUUAUCAUGUCGAUGCGCCCGUCGAGGAACUUCAUGCUAAGCAUCACCACGAGGAGUUAAAUAAAGCAGCAUAA